Molecule: messenger RNA, 726 nt
Organism: Thyridium curvatum
Lineage: Eukaryota; Fungi; Ascomycota; Sordariomycetes; Thyridiales; Thyridiaceae
Exons: 3
Coding region: 1-726 (241 amino acids)
Source: RefSeq, a predicted model, not a curated record
AUGAAGACCUUCAUUACUCUCAUCAUCGGUGCCGGCCUGGUGUCGGCCGCCAGCCAGGCUGCUCAAGUUGCCGAGGGCAGUGCCGUUAAUGUCAACAACAACAACAACUCGAAUGCAGUCGUCAACGGGUCAGAGGUCGCCCCGGGGGUUGACAUCAACAAUGAGAAUAUUGAUCCGGCCAACCUGAACCUGGGCAACAUGAACGUCAACGGUCUUGACCUCGGUAGCGUCGACCUGAGCAACCAGAACGAUAUUAUCAACGCCAUCGGCCUCAUGAUGAAUUCGCUGUGCCUCGGCAACCUCUUCAACUCGAACAACCUCCUCAACCUGGGCCGUGGCCAAGAUGUCCAGCUCUUCUUGGAGCUGGCUCAGCUCAUGCAGUUGCAACAGCUCGGGUUCCUGAAUGUCUUUGACAUCCAGAAUAUCUUCAAUGCUGGCAACCUGUUUGGCGGAUUCAACUUUGGUGUCUUCAAGAGAGCAGCCGAUGAACGCAAGAAGACUCUGACCCGGUCGAAGCUUCGCCGGGGCACUCUCACAAGGCGGCAGCUCUGCUCUGCCGUUGGAGUUGACCCCAACGCCCCAGGUGCCGGUGUUGCUCCUCCACCUCCUGCGGCUGCUCCGCCAGCUGCUGUUGCUCCUCCACAACAAGCUGCUCCUGUUCAGGCGGCACCUUCCGCUGCGCCUGCGAAUAAUGAAAAGGAGGAUCUCUCGGAUUUUACUCGCUAA